ACACAACUUUUGAGCUUGAUCUGUUUUGUUGUUAUAAACAAUAUAUUUGCUUCCAAAAUCCCACUUUCUGAUCUCUCGGAUUCCGUUUUUAUUUAAAAUCGUUGAAAAUUUAAAAACUAAACGUAGUUGAAGACUUAGCCGGCUUACAGUCGAUUUUAAGCCGCCGCCGCCGCCGUUAAUAUUUGUCGGCGCAGGGCUCUGAUUAGACAACAACUAAAAUUGAAAAAAAAAAAAAAAACAGGCCAAAAAACCAUAAACAAGUAGUUGUUGUUUAUUUGUCUAUAAACUAACAAUAGAUGAAGUAACUCGUAGUAAGUGGCGGUGUUAUGUGGUGGAAUUAAUUCAUAAAAAUCACUAUAGAAAGUUAAUAAGGAGUGUAUAGUGUGUGUGUAUGUGGUGUGAUUAAUUGUAAAACAAAAGUGAAAACAUUAAAAAUAAAACACAAAAUAGUCACAACAUUUUUUAACGCGAAAAAUGGGAUGCAAUGCAAGUUCUGAAGAGGAACCGCAACAACAAAAUAGACCAAAAUAUCGAACUUGUACAGAUACAUUUUGGUUAGCUAUCUUUAUAUUAUUUUGGCUUUUUUUGAUUGUUAUUGCAAUUUUUUCAUUUGUCUAUGGAAAUCCUUUGCGUGUCAUUAAUGGCUAUGAUUCCUUUGGUAAUACAUGUGGUGUUAAAAAGAAUGAACGUUAUCCAAAUUAUCCACUGUCCGGUUUGAAUACAAUCGAUAAACCCCACCUUUUAUAUUUUGAUGUACGAAAAUUAAAAGAAUCGGUUAAAGUAUGUGUUAAGGAGUGUCCAACAACGACUUUAAUUAAACGUGAAGAUGUAUAUGAUUAUUAUUUAAAAACACAAAAUAAUCUCUGUCGUUAUGAUUUUAAUAUGUCAAUAAUAGCAAAUGAUAAACAGGGGGAUUUAUCAAAAUUGUUUAACUAUUUGGGACCUUGCCCGGAUUUCCCUAUAUAUGAAAGUACUCCUGUUCUGCAUCGUUGUGUUCCAAAGAGUAAAAAUGCUCCUGUAAAGGAUAUGUAUAAAAUGUUAAACUCUUGGGAUGCUGCUCAACAAUUUUUGGGUGAUAUAUAUUCAACAUGGCAUUUUAUAGCAAUUAUAUGUGGCAUAUCAUUUCUGAUUUCAAUUGCUCUGGUGACUCUAAUGCAUUGGCUUUCACGCAUUGUGUCAUGGCUUAUUUGUAUAUUAGUUAUUGUUGCCAGUAUUGGAUUAUGUGGAGCUUUGUGGUAUGCAUAUUAUAGCAUUAAACAUGAUCAAAAGAUCAACGCUCAAUUCUCAUAUCUGGAGGAGUUUGUUCGUAAUGAACAAGCUGUGUUUACUUUGGCAAUUUUAGCUACUAUAACUAUGAUAAUAUUAAUAGUAAUUAUUUAUUAUUUGAAAAAUAAACUUUCGGGUCUAUCGGCAUUAUUUGAAGAAUCUGGCAAAUGUAUGAUGAACUUACCAGGUCUUAUAAUAGCACCUCUUUUAGCAUUUAUAGUAUUAGCACUAUUCUUAGCGUUUUGGGUAUUAGUUGUUAUUUGUAUAGCAACUGCCAGUGCUCCCGGUGAUAAGAAUCCCUUUGCUCCUUUGGAUAAUACUGCAGCACAUGCUACCACUACAGAUGUUACAUUCACAAAUACCGGUACUAAAAGCUUCCAACCCAUAGAAUACACCGAGGCCAGAACACUUAAAAGUAUGUUCUGGAUUUAUGUUAUUGGUCUCAUUUGGACAACUGAAUUUAUAUUCGCCUGCCAGCAAUUCGCUUUAGCAGCUGCAGUAGCAUUCUGGUAUUUUAAUAAACCUACCAGUACACCUACGGUAUAUGCUAUUGGGAAAUUGGUGAAAUAUCAUUUGGGUACUGUAGCAAAAGGUUCAUUUGUAAUAACGAUAUUCAAAAUUCCACGUUUAAUUUUGACUUAUUUAUAUGCCAAAUUGAAGAAAGGCGAAGAUAAAGGUUCUGAAUGUGCUGCUUGCUGUUUGAAAUGUUGUAUAUGUGGUUUUUGGUUAUUGGAGAAAUUCAUACGUUUUCUAAAUCAUAAUGCGUAUACAGUUGUGGCCAUAGAAUCAAUAAACUUUUGUCCAGCAGCUGGUAUUGCAUGGAAUGCAAUGGCAACAAAUGCCCUACAAGUUGCCACCAUCAACAGUGUCGGUGAUUUUAUUUUAUUCUUGGGAAAAAUUGUAGUUGCUGCUAUUGCCGGUCUUAUUGGCAUCUUUGUGUUAAAGGAUAAGCCAGGUCUUAACUUCUACAUGGCACCCGUUAUUCUAAUCAUUGUAUUUUCCUUCUUUAUUGCUCAUAUUGUCCUAUCACUAUUUGAGAUGGUUGUAGAUACACUAUUUCUAUGUGUAUGUGAAGAUAAAACUAUAAAUGGACGUGGCGGUCGUUGGGCCCAGAGUAAUCUGGCGAAAUUGGUAGGCGAAGAACCCUUACAGCCAGGCGAAGAACCACCCAUACAAGUAGUCGAAAUGAUGCCUAUUAAUAAGCAACCAUUUAGUAUGACUAGCAAACCAAUGGUAGUGCCUGAUGGUAUUGUUGAACCAAAUGAUUAUUAAAAAAAGACAUUAAAGUGAAAUGUUUAUUUUACGCACACUCACACAUACUAUUUAUAUAUAAAAAACAUAGUUAAAUAAGCUUUAAUUUAUUAAUACAUAAUAAUAUACAAUUUUUUAUUAUUGUGUUGUAAUAUGUACAUACAUACAUAUGUAUAUACUUACAUACUUCUAUAUACAAAUUUAUUUUUUUAACAUUAAAUCCUUCAAAAAGAAGACAAAAGUAAUGAAAAUAAGUAUGAAUGUAUAAAAUUAUGCAAGAAA
Molecule: messenger RNA, 2799 nt
Organism: Lucilia sericata (common green bottle fly)
Lineage: Eukaryota; Metazoa; Arthropoda; Insecta; Diptera; Calliphoridae
Gene: Ctl1
Product: choline transporter-like 1
Exons: 9
Coding region: 475-2538 (687 amino acids)
Biological process (GO): transmembrane transport
Cellular component (GO): membrane
Molecular function (GO): transmembrane transporter activity
Source: RefSeq, a predicted model, not a curated record